AUGACGGAGAAGAAAGGUGAUGGCGAUGCCACCGCCAAGAACAACAGCAGCAACAAGGUAUGGAAGCGUCCAGUCAAGAGAUCGUUCACAGGCGCUGCCGCCGCCAAUGCCGCCGCCGCUGCGGUGCGCUCCAGAUCCUCGCAGAAAUCCUCCAGAUCCAGCCUCACUCUCGCUCCCAAGGCCAGCAACGCGAUCAAUUCCCAGAAUCCCACGCCAGCGUCCCUGGAGAUCGUCCCCGACGAGGCGCUGGGCAAUAUUUUGGGGCGGAUCUCCGACGGGAGAAUGCUGGCCCGGUGCGCGGGCGUGUGCCGGCGGUGGCGUCGCGUCUGUCGCCAAGUCCCGGUUCUGAAGCUCGUGCUAAGGAAGAUGCAAGCUUGGCAGGCGGAGGGCGUCAUCUCGGCGGCGCUGCUCGAGAGGAAAGGCCUGCGGGACUUUGAAGUGAGAUUUGUGUGCCCGAGAAAGUAUGCCUCGGAGGGAGUCCGCGAGAGCCGCGUCUUUGGCUGCCUGUGGAGGCUCAGCUCCAGCAUCGAGACGCUGGCUUUGAUCUGCCCAAACACCGUCUACUUCAAGCUCUGGACUUGGCUCGCAAAGUUCCCACGCCUGCUCAGCUUGAAGAUCCACUGCGGGAGGAUCGAAGAGAACCCGUUGAACAACUGCCUGAAUCAGCUCCGGCGCUGCGAGUUCUCCCGGACGAUCAUCGCGGAGCCGAUGCUCGAGGACCUCGUCAAGUUCUCUCCAGUUCUCGAGGAGCUCGUGGUCGUGGGCUGCGACCCGAUCGAGUCCCUGGCGCUGGAGAGCUCGAGCCUCCGGUAUCUCAACUUGGUGGCCACCGCGGAGUAUCCAAUGAAGAGCUUGGAGCUCCUCACCCCGGGGCUCAAGGAUCUCUACAUUUGUCACGUCGAGGAGCUCCAAGUGAAUGGCUACGAGCUCGUCCAUCUCGGGAUCUACUCGGCGUGCCAGCCUCGCAUCUCGAGCUUGCAUCAUCUGCUCAGCUUGGAGACGGAUGGCAAAGGCUGGGCUCUGGAAUCUAUAGAACACAUCGUCUGUGCUGCUCAAGUCGUCCGCCACCUUGUGAUCAAGGCUUCCAUCUCCGAGACGAGGCCUCUCCGGAUCGAGCACUACUUGUCGCCGAUGUUUUGCUUGCAAGCCGUGAUCCUCGAGUCCAAUCUUCUCGAGUGCUUUUGCCGUGGCUUUGCGGAGAUACCAUUCGAUGGAGACGAGCCAGUGUUUGCUCUCAAGAAGGUUGCAGUGAAGCUCUCGGAGGAGACACGGGACUGCACGGGGCUGCUCAAGGCUCUGGUGAGCUACUGCCCGGAUUUACAGAUCUUGGUGGUGGAUACGACGGAGCUCGAGCUUGGAAAUCUCAGCGAGCUCCAGCAGCUCAAAGAUCAGGAGCAGUCUCCCCAGCGGCGAGUUCUACUCUAUAGUGAUCCCAAAGACCAGCGGUUAGUGAAAGAAAUCGCCGAGAUCCUUGCAGCGGACUCCAAAAAGGUUUGAAUUUAGAAGCCGCAAAUGCACACCACAGAUACGGUGAAUUUUCGUUCUAGAGUAUGAUCUCUAAUGAGAGUCGUUCCUUUUUCCAUGCUUUCUUGAUC
Selaginella moellendorffii is the source of this 1595-nucleotide messenger RNA. RefSeq names its product F-box/LRR-repeat protein At1g67190. The transcript has 3 exons. Gene Ontology annotation, molecular function: protein binding. NCBI's taxonomy places the organism in Eukaryota, Viridiplantae, Streptophyta, Lycopodiopsida, Selaginellales, Selaginellaceae. The record is from RefSeq and is a predicted model, not a curated record. Bases 1 to 1497 code for a protein of 498 amino acids.